GGGGAAUUCGGACGAUCGAAAUGAUUGCUUCGCCUGUCAAGUUCGAUGUUUAAAGUCAUUUUGGCGAUAAUAGUUGAGGAUGCAGAUUUAUCUGAUUUACAUUUUGAAGAUAGUGAUCUUGAAGAUGUGUACAUCAAUGAAAAUGAGCCUAUUUAUUGACCAUCGGGAGAAGAUUCAGAUGACCAGAUUAUAGCCUGUGAAGGGAAAGAUUGCCCAAAUGAAUGAUUUCAUUUCCAGUGCGUAGGAUUGACAGCCGACAACAUCCCCGAGACCCAAUGGCUUUGCGACUAGUGUUCAGUCGUAUAAACGCCCGUGUCUAGGCCUAAUAACAUGAAUGAGAAGACACUCCGUAGCAUAGAAAACACAGGUCAGUCAAAGAUUUCACACAAAAACAGUCUAAGAAAAGGGUUGCAGACACGCUACAAAGGAUAAAAGACAAAUGCAGAGUGGAAAAUUUAAAAAAAACAACAUCAGACUUGACAAAAAGUCAAAUCAGUGCAGAGAGCCAGCAGAAAUAUGGCAGGGGAUAGAGUGCAGAACAUUGACCUUGGUGCCAAUAUACCUAUAGUAGCACCAGUGGCCCCGGUGGCUCAUCCAAACCCUGGUCACCUACAUAUUCACCAUGCUCCAGCUGCCCCAUAUAACUGGCAAGCUGGUAAAACCACUGUGAAGGAGCGAUUUGCCUACAUGUUCAACAAUGAAAUCUUAAGCGAUGUUCACUUUAUUGUUGGUAAGGGGAUGCAGACACAGCGUAUUCCAGCCCAUAAAUUUGUUUUGUCUGUGGGAAGCGCAGUGUUUGAUGCGAUGUUCAAUGGUGGUAUGGCCACCACGUCAUCAGAAGUUGAGCUACCAGACAUUGAACCCGCAGCAUUUCUUGCCUUACUCAAGUUCUUGUACUCGGAUGAGGUGUUGAUUGGACAUGAAACAGUUAUGCACACCCUCUACACUGCAAAGAAAUAUGCAGUUCCAGCUCUUGAAUCAGCUUGUGUUGACUUUUUGAAAAAAAAUUUAGGCUCUGACAAUGCAUUUCUUUUGUUGACGCAGGCAAGACUUUUUGAUGAGCCUCAACUUGCGGCUCUUUGUUUAGAAAUGAUUGAUAAAAAUACUUCAGAAGCGUUAAGUGCUGAAGGGUUUACCGAUAUUGACUGGGAAACAUUAAUUGUUGUGCUUGAUAGAGAUACGCUUGGAAUUCGUGAAUGCAAGCUAUUUGAGGCAAUUGUGCGUUGGGCCGAUGCUGAAUGUGGCCGCCAAGAACUAAACCGUACAUCCGAGAAUAAGAGAAAAGUUCUUGGGAGAGCUUUGAAGUUGAUUCGAUUUCCACUAAUGACAAUUGAAGAGUUUGCAAGCAUCCCAGCACAAUCCGGUAUCCUUGAUGAUAGGGAAGUUGUGAAUCUUUUUCUCCAUUUCACGGUGAACCCAAAGCCAGGCGUUGAUUUUCCUUCAAAGCCACGUUGUUGCUUGACUGGAAAGGAACAGAUUAUUCAGAGAUUUCAUCAGAUUGAAAGUAGAUGGGGAUACAGUGGAACAAGUGACAGGAUUAGGUUUCUUGUUAACAAGCGGAUAUUUGUUGUGGGCUUUGGAUUGUACGGCUCAAUUCAUGGACCAGCAGAUUAUCAAGUCAAUAUUCAAAUAAUCCAUGCAGAUACAGACAAUGUACUUGGUCAGAAUGAUACAGGGUUCAGCUGUGAUGGCUCCGAUUCUACUUUCCGUGUUAUGUUUAAGGAACCUAUUGAGCUUCAGCCUAAUGUCAACUACAUAGCCAGUGCUACAUUAAAGGGUCCUGAUUCUUAUUAUGGAACAAAAGGCACUCGCAAAAUGAUUCAUGAAUCUAUCCCCAACGGCAAAGUUGUGUUUCAGUUCAGCUACGCUUCAGGCAAUAACAACGGUACAUCAGUCGAAGAUGGACAAAUCCCAGAAAUCAUUUUUUACACGUGAGGUCAAAAAGAUAAGUGCAUUUUUACGGUAGCGUGGGGAAAAUAUAUUAUCUGUGUUUGCAUAAUGCGCAUAAAGUAUUAGUUGAAAUAUAUAGUAUAUACCAAUCAAUGAACAAGUUCCAUACAUAGUUAUUAUAAGAAUA
Molecule: messenger RNA, 2077 nt
Organism: Anneissia japonica
Lineage: Eukaryota; Metazoa; Echinodermata; Crinoidea; Comatulida; Comatulidae
Product: BTB/POZ domain-containing protein 2-like
Exons: 7
Coding region: 517-1935 (472 amino acids)
Biological process (GO): neurogenesis
Cellular component (GO): P-body; cytosol
Molecular function (GO): protein binding
Source: RefSeq, a predicted model, not a curated record